GUCUUCUAUCUCGAUUUCAACCAACAAUGUCACCGGAUUCGUCUUCUCUAGCUUCAAACGCUUCCAAUCUCUCAUAAACCCUAAGUGAAAAGGGGAUUUUUUGUUCUCCACAGAUCUAAGCGACUCUGUAGCACAGAGAGACCAAAACAGAGAAUCAAAGAAUAUAUUCGGACCAAAUUGUAUGUGCUUCUUUCGGACAAGAAGCGAUGAUGAGGGGAUCUCGGUUUCUCCUCUCUCGCGCUUCUCUUUCUUAUCGUCUUCGCUCUGGUUUUCAUCAUCAUCACAAUUUCAUCAAACGUAGCUCAAUUCAAAGAUCACCAGCUAUCAAUGCAUUCCUCUCCGACCCAUCUCCAUAUCCAUCUCCGGUCAACGCACGCGUCGUGUUCUUUUCCACUUCAACUUCAACUCCAAAUCAAGAUCAGGAUCAAACCACCAUUAAAUCUCGUAAACAAAUCAACGCGACGUCGUCUCAAAAGAUCCUCCGCACGAUUUCAAGCUAUCUAUGGAUGAAAGACAAUCCAGAACUCCGAUUCAGAGUCAUCGCUGCAUUAGCGUGUCUCGUAGGAGCUAAGUUCUUGAAUGUUCAAGUUCCUUUUCUCUUCAAAUUAGCUAUCGAUUUACUCUCUUCAUCUUCAUCAACAAUUGCUGAUUCAAAUCCUUAUCUUCUUGCUGCAUUCGCUACUCCUUCUUCUGUUCUCAUUGGUUAUGGCAUUGCUCGAUCUGGAUCUUCAGCUUUUAACGAGCUUCGUACUGCUGUUUUCUCUAAAGUAGCUCUCCGCACAAUACGAUCUGUUUCUCGUAAAGUUCUCUCGCAUUUACACGAUCUUGAUCUUCGUUACCAUUUGAAUCGAGAAACAGGAGCUUUGAAUAGAAUCAUCGAUCGUGGAAGCCGCGCGAUUAACACGAUCCUCUCAGCUAUGGUUUUCAAUGUUGUUCCCACGAUCUUGGAGAUAUCUAUGGUCACAGGUAUAUUAGCAUACAAUUUUGGACCUGUUUUUGCUUUGAUCACUUCUCUUUCCGUUGGAUCAUACAUUGCUUUCACAUUGGUUGUGACACAGUGGAGAACUAAGUUUAGAUUAGCUAUGAAUAAAGCUGAUAAUGAUGCUAGCACAAGAGCUAUUGAUUCUCUUAUAAACUAUGAGACUGUUAAGUAUUUCAAUAACGAAGAUUACGAAGGGAGAAAGUACGAUGAUUUACUCGAAAGAUACGAAGAUGCUGCAUUGCAAACUCAGAAAAGUCUGGCCUUUUUAGAUUUUGGACAGAGUUUUAUAUUUAGUACAGCUUUGUCAACAGCAAUGGUGUUGUGUUCUCAAGGGAUUAUGAAUGGAGAGAUGACAGUUGGUGAUUUGGUGAUGGUGAAUGGUCUUCUCUUUCAAUUGUCUCUUCCUCUUUACUUUCUUGGUGGUGUUUACCGCGAAACCGUUCAGAGUCUUGUGGAUAUGAAAUCAAUGUUCCAGUUGCUAGAGGAGAGAUCCGAUAUCGGAGAUAAAGAUACAAAUACAAAGCUUCCUCUUCUUGUUCUGAAAGGUGGAAGCAUUAGUUUUGAGGAUGUACAUUUUAGUUAUCUACCGGAGAGAAAGAUUUUAGAUGGGAUUUCAUUUGAGGUACCGGCGGGGAAAAGUGUGGCGAUUGUUGGUAGUAGCGGAAGCGGAAAAUCGACUAUUCUUAGAAUGAUAUUCAGAUUCUUUGACACAGAUUCCGGAAAUGUAAAGAUUGAUGGUCAGAAUAUAAAGGAAGUGAGAUUAGAGAGUCUUCGAAGCUCCAUUGGAGUUGUCCCUCAAGAUACUGUGCUCUUCAAUGACACAAUAUUUCACAACAUCCACUAUGGAAACCUUUCAGCAACAGAGGAAGAGGUGUACGAUGCAGCUCGGCGAGCAGCGAUUCACGACACAAUCAUGAAAUUCCCGGAUAAAUAUUCAACCGCGGUGGGAGAAAGAGGGCUGAUGCUGAGUGGUGGAGAGAAGCAAAGAGUGGCACUAGCUCGUGCAUUUCUGAAAGCACCUGCAAUCCUGUUGUGUGACGAAGCAACGAGUGCGCUUGACAGUAAAACCGAGGCAGAGAUAAUGAAAACGCUCAGAUCGUUAGCGAGUAACAGAACUUGCGUCUUCAUUGCACAUAGGCUGACCACUGCGAUGCAAUGUGAUGAAAUAAUAGUAAUGGAGAAAGGGAAAGUAGUGGAAAAAGGGACACACCAAGUGUUGACCAAAAUGGAGGCUCGUCCAGUUCAGAGAUCAGGUUCGAGAGAGCUCAGUAGUAACCUCGCACGCACUUCUUCAAUCCCAUCUACACAAAAACCUUCAGCAGCAGAAGAUAGUUAUAACAGAUCAGAGAACAACACUCAGUUAAUGUCGAGGCAGUUAGGACAAUCCUACCAUUUGCUUUCCUCUAGUAACGGUGGAGCUGUUGGACAUAUAUGUUCUUCUUCAUCAUCGGGUGGUUUCUCGAACAAUCUCCAUUACUCGGCUAUGGUAUCUCAUGAGAAGCAACACUACGCAGGAAGCAGCAGUCAUGCUGCGCAGGCAUCGAGCAACGAUAGUUCUUGGUGUCAUGAUUCAUUGCCAGGAGGGUUUCUUGAUUUCCAUGAAAACAAUAACCCGGCGAUUCAAAACAACAGUCAAAUUGAGGAUGGUGGCAUUGCGGCUGCGUUUGAUGACAUUCAAAAACGAAGUGAUUGGCAUGAAUGGGCUGACCAUUUGAUCACUGAUGAAGAUCCUUUGAUGUCUACUAACUGGAAUGAUCUCUUGCUUGAAACAAGUUCCAAUUCUGAUUCAAAGGACCAGAAAUCACUGCAAAUUCCACAACCUCAGAUUGUUCAGCAGCAACCUUCUCCGUCUGUAGAAUUGCGACCUGUUAGCACAACAUCUUCAAACAGUAAUAACGGAACGGGCAAGGCACGUAUGCGUUGGACGCCAGAGCUUCACGAGGCUUUUGUUGAGGCUGUCAACAGUCUUGGUGGCAGUGAAAGAGCUACUCCUAAAGGUGUACUGAAGAUUAUGAAAGUUGAAGGCUUGACUAUAUAUCAUGUCAAAAGCCAUUUACAGAAAUAUAGGACAGCUAGAUAUCGACCAGAGGCAUCAGAAACUGGUUCGCCAGAGAAGAAGUUGACACCGCUUGAACAUAUAACAUCUCUUGAUUUGAAAGGUGGGAUAGGUAUUACAGAGGCUCUGCGACUUCAGAUGGAAGUACAGAAGCAACUCCAUGAGCAGCUCGAGAUUCAAAGAAACCUGCAACUCCGGAUAGAAGAACAAGGCAAGUACCUGCAAAUGAUGUUCGAGAAACAAAACUCGGAUCUUGCCAAAGGGACAGCCUCGACGUCAGAUUCCGCAGCCAAAUCCGAGCAAGAAGACAAGAAAACUGCUGAUACAAAGGAGCUCGCAUCAGAAGAAACCAGGAAAUGUGAGGAACCAGAAUCUCCACAGCCAAAGCGUCCCAAAACCGAUAAUUGAAAGAAUUAGUGUUUUGCUGGAUAAUCUCGGAGUUUCAGAGUUUAACAGUGAUAGAGAGAGCUCUUAUCUUGAGCUUCAGGACUUCUCUCUCUACUGUUUAACUAUUUUUCUGAUGGAAGACUCUCUCAACUCAGCUGUGUAGACAAAACAACAGAUCCCCAAGAAAGAAACAAAACAAAAAUAAAGAGUUUAGUUUGGG
This is a messenger RNA of Arabidopsis arenosa, 3645 nucleotides long. NCBI's taxonomy places the organism in Eukaryota, Viridiplantae, Streptophyta, Magnoliopsida, Brassicales, Brassicaceae. The record is from the annotation of a GenBank genome assembly.